Molecule: messenger RNA, 2996 nt
Organism: Engraulis encrasicolus (European anchovy)
Lineage: Eukaryota; Metazoa; Chordata; Actinopteri; Clupeiformes; Engraulidae
Gene: rxraa
Product: retinoid X receptor, alpha a
Exons: 11
Coding region: 237-1769 (510 amino acids)
Biological process (GO): retinoic acid receptor signaling pathway; anatomical structure development; response to retinoic acid
Cellular component (GO): nucleus
Molecular function (GO): nuclear receptor activity; retinoic acid-responsive element binding; zinc ion binding
Source: RefSeq, a predicted model, not a curated record
GCAGUAGUUGUGAGUUGUAGCGGCUGAGCGAAAGCGAGGGAGCGCGCCAGAGAAGACCCUGAACAAACAGAAGUAGUGGCAUUAAGUGAAUUUUGUGACACCAUCCGCCUUGGCUUUGCUGGCCGAUACAUUAUAGCCGUCGGAUCAGUUGUUUUACCGACAACCGAGCCCACUUCGUGCCCAACCGGAGAGCUUCGCAACGCAGUCUUGUCAGCGGGCAUGAGCUAACACCAGACAUGGAAACCAAACCUUUCUUGUCAUUGGGGUUCUUGAAGCCUCAGUGCUCGCUGGCGCCCCCACCACAGAGAGGACGUUCCGAUGGCUGCACCUGCUUCAGUGGCAUGUGCCACAUCCACCACCACCACCACCACCAGCGUCGUCUGUCCACCGAAUCCUCUGGCCCAGUGUCGUCAUCCCCACUGAGCUCGCCCACGUCACACCGGCCGAUGCACCCUGCGCUGCUCAGUCCCUCGUCCAUGGGGGGCCACCACCACACGGGGCCCCUGCACUCUCCCAUCAGCAGCCUGAGCUCGCCCAUGAAUGGCCUGGGCUCCCACUUCUCCGUCAUCAGCUCGCCCAUGGGCCCCCACACCAUGAGCUCGCCCGGCAUGGGCUACGGCUCCAGCGUCAGUCCACAGCUGAACUCCCCGAUGAACUCUGUGAGCAGUUCGGAGGACAUCAAGCCUCCGAUAGGCCUGAACGGCGUCAUGAAGGUACCCGCCCAGCCCUCCUGCAACCUCCCGUCCCUCACCAAACACAUAUGUGCCAUCUGUGGAGAUCGCUCUUCAGGCAAACACUAUGGGGUGUAUAGCUGUGAGGGCUGUAAAGGCUUCUUCAAGCGCACUGUUCGCAAGGACCUCACGUACACAUGCCGCGACAACAAGGACUGCACCAUCGACAAACGCCAGCGUAACCGCUGCCAGUACUGCCGAUACCAGAAGUGCCUGGCCAUGGGCAUGAAGAGAGAAGUCUUGUUAAACGCAGCCGUCCAGGAGGAGCGUCAGCGGCCGAAAGACGGCAAGGAGAACGAGGUGGAGUCGAGCGGCGGCGGCAGUGCCAACGAGGACAUGCCCGUGGAGAAGAUCCUGGAGGCCGAGGUGGCUGUGGAGCCCAAGACCGAGACCUACAUCGAGACCAACCUCGGGAUGCCGUCCAAUUCACCCAACGACCCCGUGACGAACAUCUGCCAGGCGGCCGACAAGCAGCUGUUCACCCUGGUGGAGUGGGCCAAGAGGAUCCCGCACUUCUCAGAGCUGCCCCUCGAUGACCAGGUCAUCCUCCUCAGAGCAGGCUGGAACGAGCUCCUGAUUGCCUCGUUUUCACACCGCUCCAUCGCCGUGAAGGACGGCAUCUUGCUGGCCACAGGCCUCCACGUGCACCGCAACAGUGCCCAUAGUGCUGGGGUGGGAGCUAUCUUUGACAGGGUGCUAACAGAGCUGGUGUCCAAGAUGCGGGACAUGCAAAUGGACAAGACGGAGCUGGGCUGUCUACGUGCCAUAGUGCUGUUUAACCCCGAUUCUAAAGGAUUGUCGAACCCCAGCGAGGUGGAAGCUCUUCGGGAGAAGGUGUACGCCUCACUUGAGGCCUACUGUAAGCAGAAGUACCCUGAGCAGCCUGGGAGAUUUGCUAAGUUGCUUUUGCGCCUGCCAGCACUGCGGUCCAUCGGCCUCAAGUGUCUGGAGCACCUGUUCUUUUUCAAGCUCAUCGGUGACACGCCCAUCGACACUUUCCUCAUGGAGAUGCUGGAGGCACCGCACCAAAUGACAUAAUCAUCCUCGACCCCCACCACCACCUUCUCAUUACCCCACCUGACCAUGCCAUCCACCAGAACCAACAUGCCCCUGAGAUCCCUACCAGCACCAGCCCCAACUCAGUUCCUGCACUGCUUCGUUUCCCAAGACUGAACUAUUGGAGAAUGACUUCUUGCUGGACACCGUCUUGAGAAGGCAGACGCUGUGAGGGACCUAUUUUUAAGUCAGAAAUCUUUCCUUUUCCGUUUUACAUUUCCUAAAAACAAAUUUCAUCACAUCAAAGGGUCUGUUUUAUACCUUGUACAAAAAGUGGUAUAUAAAUAUAUAUAUAUAUAUAUCUAUAUAUAUGAACAAAAAUGUUGAUGUAACUGAAAGGAACACUUUAAAUAUCAUCAAAGCGAGACAUCGAGUAUGUACUUCACUGGUGAGAGACAACAUACAGAGACACAUGCAUGUUUUUUUGUGAAAAAGAAAAAUCUUGGCAGCAAGGACUGCACAGGAUGUCAAUGAUGUCAUUAUCUACAAACCGGGUAAUUGAAUACAGGCUGUAUGUGUUGGUUUUGCUUCAAGGAGUUACAUGUUUGGGGUCGCUCGACCACAUCUUGAGGUGAGAAGAAAGGGAUUUCAUUGCUACAGCAACACAAACUUUACGACCCUGAAGAUAUUGAAGAUACGUGUGACAAUUGCAUCGGUGCAAAUCAUCUUUUUUUCAGAGCUCCUCUUUAUUCCUGCCUGGUUUUCAAGAAUCUGCACUAGAAAAUCAAUGUCAUUGUCACAGUUUUGUGGAUGCACGACCCCAAUUUGUGGUCAUAAUGCAGCUGUUCUCUCCCUUGGACAACAGAAUUAGAACAACGGGGGACGUCUUAAUUUUGUCAAUGUCUGAUGUUCUAGUUUCAAGUUUAGACUUGGCAGGCUUUAUUGGGCCUGUUGGCAGGGUCAUCCUGACUGCAAAUCUGGAGGAGGGUGGUGGGGGAGUGGGAGGGGUUGUGGCUCUGUGCUGGGGUGCUCUUUGGUUUACGUAUAUUUGCACGCCUCUUUCAAGGAGAAUGUCUGACACAGCCAUUCUAAUCACGGCUGCCAGAUUCAGGUCCCAAAGCAACCUAUGUGAAGGUCUCCUAUUUACAUUUAGAGCAGAGCAGCAACAAACAGGGAUGGACAGAAGUAGCACAGGCAGAGCAGAGACACAUGCAGUUAUGCACCAGCGUGGACAAGACUGCCUACCAUUGGGUGACACUGUGAAUUUGU